Molecule: messenger RNA, 1925 nt
Organism: Chaetomium fimeti
Lineage: Eukaryota; Fungi; Ascomycota; Sordariomycetes; Sordariales; Chaetomiaceae
Exons: 2
Coding region: 81-1463 (460 amino acids)
Biological process (GO): protein dephosphorylation
Molecular function (GO): protein serine/threonine phosphatase activity
Source: RefSeq, a predicted model, not a curated record
ACAAAGUACUUUCGGCAAGCCCUUUUUCGAAUGCCGUCCGCCAGCGCCACGGCCCAUCAGGUCGCGCGCGCGCCGCUGGAAUGAGAAGAUUAGCUGCUCGAUUGCCAACCCCAGCUUCACAUGCGCGAUUGCGGCGAACAACCGCGGCCUCGCGCUCCGGCAUCGCAGCCCAUGUCUCGUCCUCCCGAUCGACGGCGUCGUGGUGCGCCCGCCCGCGAUGGUUGAAAGACGAGGUUCUGCUGCCACAAAAACGCCGGAUAUCUCUGACGACGCCGUUGUUACAAGACGUAUCCCGGCCACCAGUCCCACCCACGGACCCAUCACCAGUCACGUACCCGCCCCUGGAUGAAGACGGCAAGCUCGACCCAUCCGUCUUCUCGAACCUCCCGUUCCGCUUCGACACGGGCAUCGCGCUGUUUGCGAAGCGCACGCCGCGCCCGUUCCCGCCUCCGUUCCUCUCUCCACCGUCGGGCUCCUUCAGCGACCCGCUCAGCACCCACGACCGGAGCAGGGACCGGAGGGCGUACGUGGAUGGCCACCUGAUACAAGGGUUUACCAACGGCGACGAUGCCGUGUUUGCGAGCGACUACUUCAUCUGCGCCAACGACGGCGUGGGCGCGUGGAGUGCGCGCCCGAGGGGCCAUGCUGGGCUGUGGGCGCGGCUGAUCCUCCACUACUGGGCAACCGCCAUUUUCGAAGACGCCGCUCGCCAAGGGGGCUCCUACCGCCCCGACCCGGUCGGCGAGCUGCAGCGCGCUUACGAGCAGACCAUCGAGGCGACGAGCUCGCCCAACGACUGGCAGGGCACAACGACGGUCGCGGGCGCGCAGCUGCACUACCGCCGAGUCACCAAACCCUCAAACCCCGACGACAACUCCGCCAACGGCAACAACAACAGCAACAUCAACCCCAACGCAAACGGCCAAGAAGGCGACGCCGCCUUCGAACCGGUCCUAUACGCAACCAACCUAGGCGACUCGCAGGUGAUGGUGGUGCGGCCGUCGACGCGGGCCGCCGUGUACAAGACGGCCGAGCAGUGGCACUGGUUCGACUGCCCGCGGCAGCUGGGCACCAACAGCCCCGACACCCCCCGGGCCUGCGCCGUCGUCGACGAGGUGCCCCUGCGCGAGGGCGACGUCGUGCUCGCCAUGUCCGACGGCGUGAUUGAUAACCUGUGGGCGCACGAGAUUGUCAAGACGGUCUGUGAUAGCCUGGAGCGCUGGCGCGCGGGGCAUCCGGAUGUGGCCACCGGCGGCGGCGGCGGUGGUGGUGUCGUUUCCAAGCAGGCGUUGCGUGGUGGUGGUGGUGGUGGUGAUAGUGGGAUGGGGUUUGUGGCGGACGAGUUGAUGGAGGCUGCGAGGGUUAUUGCGGUCGAUCCGUUUGCUGAGAGCCCCUUUAUGGAACAUGCCAUUGAGGAGGGGCUGGCUAGUGGCGGCGGUGAGUGGUCUUGGUUUUUGUUAUGAGGUCUUGGGGGGCCGGCUAACUAACUUGGUGUAGGCAAACUGGAUGAUAUUAGCGUCGUGGCUGCGAUUUGUAGGAGGAAUGGCCCGGGGUGAACGGGCGGGAAUGAUAAAGGGGGGUGGGGUUUUAUCGAUGGCCGCUACCGAGGUAGGUACCAGGUAUUGCUGUGCUCGGCGUUGGGGUCGAGGAUGAGCUGGGGCUGAACAUUGUUUAUUCGGGUACCUAAUCUUUACAAAUACUCUGGUUUUGUCACUUGGUCUUGCUACCGUUUGUUGUCGGGGUUUCUGGAGGCAGGCGGGUACAUGGCGUUGCUGAACGAAAUAAUGAUAACUUCGAGGUUUGGUUCGCGCUGGGAGCGGCUGUAUCACCACAGUAAAGUAGGACGCUUGCAAGAAUUGCGGACUACUUAGUAAUUCCCAGAUCUCGGGAGGUUUAAAUAUCUCUCUCUGUUUCACAACAUAGGC